AGUAAUUAUAUAAAUAAUAACAAAAGAAUACAUUUUUUAGAGGAUAAUUUUGGUAUUACUCAACAAUUUUUCUCUUGUAAUGGUAGCGAUAUUAUAAUAACGAGAGGCUUUAACAUUUAAUUAUAAUUUUUAUUCAUUAAUUAAAGAUCAUAAAUUAGAGAUAAAAGUGAGGAAUAGAUAUUACCGAAGGUCAAGAAUUUUAUUUUGAACAUUAUGUAAGAAGUUUCAACGAAUUGCAAGACGAUUCAUACAUGACGCAAUGGUGACGAAUCGCGUUUUUUAGCGAACAGUGGUUGUCACUGUGUAGUAGUCGACGGUGGUUAUCAAUGUGAGAAAUCGUUAUUUGAAAUGGAACUUGGGGUCGACAGUGAAAUUCGAAUUUUUAAUGAGAAAUGCAACGACAGUCGAGAUACGAAAGGUCCUGAAACUUCGCACAAAAUAUAAAAAACCAUAACCUAUGAGGCCACUUGUGCGCAUUCACGCAGAUAUUUUCGGCUGGACAGUGGCAAAGAUAUCGCACGAUCAAAAUGUUGGAAGGACUCGUCGCUUGGGUGCUGAACAAUUAUCUCGGCAAAUACGUCGAGAAUCUAAACACGGAUCAGCUGAGCAUUGCCUUGUUGUCGGGGGAAGUUGAACUGGAAAACUUACCUCUGAAACGUGAAGCUCUGCGUCAUAUUGGGUUGCCGAUGGAAAUCAAGGCUGGUUUUAUCGGUAAAGUUAGAUUGCAAGUGCCAGUCAGACAAAUAAGGACUGCGUCAUGGGUGAUAGGUAUAGAGCAACUUUAUUUAGUGGCGGGACCAAUUAAUUUGGAUGAGUAUGACAAUGAGGCGGAGGAGCAAGCAAUACUAGAUUACAAACUCAGUCGACUGGAUGCUUUAGAAGCUAGAUGGAGAGCUGAUAUAGAGCAUGAUCCUGGUUACUAUGCUUCGAGUUAUAGUUCGUGGCUAAAUUAUGGCACAUCUCUAGUAACAAACAUUAUUGAAAAUUUGCAAUUGAAUAUCAAAGAUGUUCAUAUUAGGUAUGAAGAUGGUGUUACACUACCAGAUGAUGAUGGUAUUGCAUUUGGCAUUACAAUUGAAGCAUUAACUGCUCAAAGUUGUGAUGCCAGCUGGAUACCCAGUUCUACAUCUUGGAAUCUUACGGAUGCGUCAUUUAAGCUAAUGGAACUUGAUAGUCUUUCGGUUUAUUGGAACCAUGUGAAGAAAGAUCAACUUUUUGGUGGUCUUAACUUAGGCGAUCUGGCUAUCGCCAUGAGCAAAAAUAAGAUUCAACAACAUAUCUUAUCGCCCGUGAAUGCAAGAGCACACAUUAAGAGGGAUCGAACCGAACGACCAUUGAGGUCUAUAAAUAAACCGCGUAUCAUAGUAGAUUUACUCUUGGAUGAAGUACCAUUAUCAAUCACAGAUCUUCAAUACGAAGAGAUUGUCAAGUGUAUCAAAGAGCUUGACCGCAUAGAUCGCUGUAAACAGCAGUGGCGUUGUAGGCCAACGCUUCCUGUUCAACAAGCUUGCAAAGAGUGGUGGAAGUAUGCCGCUAGGUGUCAUCUCGGUAGAGACACGCUUAAACCAAAACCGUCCUGGAAAAAUAUACUUCUCAGAGCCAAAGAGAACGUCUGUUACGUUCAAGCAUACACUAAGUUGUUAGGUACAAGCACACCCACCUCGAUCUUAUCUUCUGAAAUUAAAAUAUUGAAGGAAAAAGUUGAGAACGAGCGUAAUUUUGAUGAGCUUCGGGUGUUGAGGGAACUGGCUAUGGAGAAAAUGAGACCUGUAAAGCCACAACAAGAACUUAAUAUGAAGGUGCCACAGGGACGUGGCAUGCUCGAGCAAUGGUUCCCACAAUGGUGGGGUUGGUACUCGAAGACACCUCACAGUAACAAUGGAACGCAAAACGGAAGUAGCUCGACAACUUUUGACGGGGAACUGUUGGACGUUUUAGCGGACACCGUAAAUGAUGACACUCUUCUGCGUCGCGACGCAGUGUUCGGACAAUUUAAUUUUGCUCUGGUGCAAGGCGCAGUAUCAUUGUGCACUGAAAAAGACGGGAGCAACGGCAGGAAAACUGUGAUAGAACUGAAAUUUGAAAGAGUGAAUCUGAGCUACGAUUCACGACCUAGAUCCGGAUCACACAAGUUCUCGAUUAGUUUGGGCGCGUUGUACCUGCAUGAUUUUCUCACGGAGAACUCCACGUUUCCCAUCUUGGUGCAACCUCAAGUUGCGUCUAACGGUAUAUCCUCACGUGUCCGCAAUUCGUCAGAGAAAUUAACAAAAACGCCGCAUCAUUUGUUCGAGCUAAUUUACGAAAAAAGACCACUGCACGUUAAUGUGGAUCAUUUGUUGCAUGUGUACUCGCAAUCCUUGGAUGUUGUGUAUAAUCCAAUUGUGAUUUACUGGCUGAUAGAUUUUAUGUGCAAGCCACAUCGAUCGGUAUCGUCCAAUCAACGAUUCCAGGCGAUGAAGCGUCGCACGAGGAGGCAGUUGAUUAAGAAUUGGGAGCAAAUCUUGGAUGGAGAUUUAGUGUACCGUUCGUCUUGGGAUUUACAAUUUAAGAUCUCUGCGCCACAGAUUUUAUUAGUGGAGAGCUUUGUUGAUGCUAAUGCGGCCGUGGUGAUGGUCGACUUCGGCAAGUUACACUUAUCGAACGACGUGAAUCUGAAUCAGGUGGUACUGAAAACAGAGUCGACGAACAAUAGUGACGAUGAAGACGAGAGAUACGAGACACCUUGCUCCACUCCACCCGGUAGCCAGGAAAACGGUUUCCCACACGAUUUCCAAGGUUUAUCUGAGACCGAGUUACACAAGAAAUUGUACGAUCAGUACUCGAUCGAUUUGGUAGACCUGCAGAUUUUAGUGGGUAAGACAAAAGAUAAUUGGAAGCAUGUACGCACGAGAGGCAUGUCCAGCUUGCACUUUCUCGAACGUUUUAAUAUAUCGUUGCAAGUUGAGCGACGUGUUUUUACCACUUCGGAUCCUAAUUUCCCGUCGGUUACGGUAUCCGGUAACCUGCCAAGACUGGUAGUGCACGUGAACGAACAGAAAGUGGGCGCGAUACGUUUAAUUUAUAAUUUGCUGUCGAGCUUCUCUCACUCUGCUGGCAUCCCGCAAACGGAAGCUGUUAGUGUAGAACCGAAAAGUCCCAGGAAGGAGGAAAAUCUAGAUCGUUCCUUGAGCCAUGCAGUGAUGGUGCAAUUUAUUAUCGAUCAGAUGGCUUUUGAAUUGCAAUCGAGGGGUCGUAGCGUGGCGGAGCUGCAAGUGUCUGGCGUUCGAGCAGCUCUUAGCAAAAGAAUGGCAGAUCUGAGCGUCUCCCUUUCUGUCCACGGUCUGCUUUUAGUUGAUGCUCUUCAGGAAUUCGGGCCAGAUUUCGAAUUGCUUGUGGCUAGCCACAAGCAUGUCGGUAUGGAUAGUGUUUCUGGUAGAUUAAGGGAUUCGGAGCCAACGUCGCCCGUCUCGCCAGAAUCACCCGAGUCACCAGACUCCACAAGACAUCCACGAUUGACUUCUCCCAUCGCCCUGACCAAUGCCUUGUCCACUCUGGUGAACAAACCCAAGACUCCGCUUUCACCCAGGAACAAUUCGUUGAUUGGUCUAGAAAAAUUGGACUCGGAGGCGUUGAUCGUCGUGGAAUUAACGCUAGUAGACGACCUCACGGAAAAUUUAAGAAUGGCAAAUAUACAGUUCAACAAUCUUGACAUCAUAGCCAAUCAGGAGACGAUAGUGGAAUUACUGGGCUUUUUCCGAAGACUUUUACCAUUACAAAAGUCGCGGCGGACAUAUGUCGCGAACCGAGACGAUUCUUUGUCGAGUCAAAGUACAGAAGCGAGAUCAACGUCAACAAGAACUGAAAUCACUUUUGACUUUCAUCGCUUGAACGUGCUACUUUUGCGCGCGGUUAUGCAGGACAAUCAUUUGGUGGGACAGAAGAUCGCCACGGCGACCAUGUCAGAUGCGCGCAUACAGGCGACUUUAGCCGCGAAUACAUCAAUCUCGGGCUCUCUCGGUGGAGUACAGGUUCUCGAUCAAACGCCAACCGGCAAAACUCAUCAGCGGAUAAUUAGUGUGGGUAGGGAUCCUCUGGCAGAUCCGCAGCAUCAUCCACUCGAACAUUUUAGUAGCCUAUCCGAUCAGCCGGAGGCGUUCAAAUUUAUGGCCAAUCGCAACACCAGGCAAGUCAGUGAGGAGGACGGAACAGAAAUCGAUCUUGAUCUAACGAUACGCGUGGCCAGCGUUUGGUAUACUCACGCGCCGCAUCUAAUAUCGGAAUUGCGUUCGUGCGCUGAUGAAUUCAAGCAAUACCUGAGCAAUUUUGCGCGCCAAAUCAGUGCAGCUGCCACCGAUAUGGCGAUUGGUCUGGUAAACGCUGACGAUUGGACUAUUCCACCACGUAAAAGGUUACCGAGUGUCUCGAUCGAUCUGGACAAUACAAGCGCGUUGUCGCUAAGAUUGGACGUGCUUCUGGAAAGCCCGGUGCUUGUGAUUCCACGUUCUUCUCACAGCAAACAGGUAUUUGUCGCCCAUCUCGGUACGAUGUCGCUGCGACACGAGCCUCACUUGGGAUCCAUGGCGAAGCACAAGGUCACGCUGGAGGUGCGCGACAUGAAUCUGUAUUCUCUCGAAGUGUCCGCCAACAUUGGGCAAUCGCAAAGCAAUUUGCCGAGAGCCGAGGAAAUGUACUCGUGCAAAGAGUCUGGCAAGCCAAUAUUACACGACACGACACUGAAGAUUUUGGUCGAGAAGCAGAACACCUUAACGCAGAGCAUGAGUUUUCUGCUCGACGGCGAUUUUACAGGCAAUAGUCCCAUUGUACAGGUGCAUGGCGCCGUGAUAACACCACUGAAGGUAUCAUUGUCGCGUGGCCAGUACGAGCAAUUACUUGACACCACUCACCGGUUGUUCUCCAUGCCUACUGUGACCGGUACGACAGCGGUAUCGGAAUACGACGAUCUUGACGGGAUGUCUGACUACUCGGAGAGACUCGAUCUCUGCGUGAAGGUCUCGUUUGAGCUGCCGAUCCUCAGCGUGGAACUGAAGCAAGCGCACUCGGAGCAGCCACUGGUAGAACUAUCGAUGCGUGAUUUCGUGGUCAAGUACGACAAAUUACAUCGGAACGAGUCCAGCGUGCAGGUCGCACUGCGCUCACUCCUGAUGGAAGAUCUUCUGUGCGCGGUCGGCUCGCGUCAUCGUUGCAUGAUGCAGUCGUCGGCAUCUACGCGCGCGAAACUGCCUACGGGCGCGUCUAAAUCGUGUCCGGAUCUCGCGUUCGCGCGGCAAUAUAAGAAUGCCUUUGGACGCGGCAGUCUGCCGGAUCGGUUGGAGACCUAUGCUUUGUACGACGCCAUUCCACCGCAUUGGCGCAGGAAACCGACGAUAUCAUCGGCCGACACACCGAAUACGCCACCGCCAUCGCCCGGCGGCAUUACCAGUGAAGAGAACUUGGUGCUAAUGAGCAUCACCAUGACAUAUCCGGAAAAGAAUGAUUGCAUCGCGCCGGAAGAUCGAUUCCAUUGCAAAAUGGUAACCGUGGACUUCAAUUGCCUGGACUUAGUGAUAAGCGUGGAGUCGUGGAUGGUGGUGUUUGACUUCUUUGGAAUUGCAGGCCUGUCCGGGUCUGCGAAUGACGAAAUUGCCGCGCAUCGUGCCACGCCGGACAGCGAUAGCACCAACGCGAGCAAAGUAGACGACAAUUUGCCGGUGAGAUCGGAAACGGAGAUAGAAGUGAGAUCGUUGACGCUGGUGCUGACACAGCUGGAGCAUGAGAUAGCUAAGGCCAAUGUAUCCAACGCCAGCAUGCACAUCAUCAAAACAGUGGAUGGCAAGACCAAGGUGUCGGGAUCAUUGGGCUCGAUGUCGUUACUGGACCUGACGCCGCACGGCCGAUUCUACCGCGAGAGAUUCCUCACGUCCGGCAGGAAGGCGCUGAACUUUCAGUACUCGAGCUACGCCGACUGCGACGAUCGGCCUCAUGACGGGCGGCUCAAGUUGGAGAUGUCCGCUGUACAUUACGUUCACACUCAGAGAUUUGUGGCGCAAUUGCAGGCCUUCUUCAGCCACUUCUCGCAACUGUGGAGCAUUAUGCGAAAUCUGCGGGCCGGCGUCGGUGCCGUCAUAGAUACGAAUAGACGUGGUACGCGACUGUCGUUGCAGUUGCACGCCGGCGCGCCGGUGAUACUGCUGCCGGUGAGUUCCAGAUCCGACGAACUGAUUCUUCUAGAUCUAGGAGAGCUCACAGCGCAUAAUAGAUUUGACACGUCAUUACUUGUUCCGGAUUGUUUGCUAGACGUAAUGCUACUUGAGCUGGUCAACAUGGACGUGUACGCUGUGCGUCGACUCAAAUGCGAUUCGAAUCUAAACGAGGACGCGAAUGCCCUGAUGGUGGGUGGCUUUCUCAUUAAGAAGAUGGGCUCCUCGUUACUCACGGAAAAGUGUCACUUGAAAUUACGCAUCGAGCGGAAUCUUGACACUUACAUAAGCCGCGACAUACCUGAUCUCAGCAUACACGGUAUAUUAUCAACGAUGGACUGCGCUCUGGAUCCGGAGCAGUACAUGCUGAUCCGCGGCCUGCUGUCCUACAAUAUCGGCGAAAAUCUGGAUGAUCUACGCCUUCUUGUGCAAGAUUUGAAUCACACAGUGGAAUACGCGAUCCCGACUGUAGACAAUCGUGCAAAGACGUGGACUCGAUCUUGCAUAAUUCUCGAGCUGGUAAACGUAACGGUGAAGCUGCACCCGAGUCACAAUAUUGCGGCGCUCGCAUGCAUCAAUUUUAUCAAGUCCCGGUUAACGCUGGACUCGCUGAGCGACGGUUCGCAGGACAUUGAUUUGGUGUCGCAGGAGAUCUUGAUCAUGGACACGCGUUUUCAGAACGAGCCGAUAGAUCGACAAUGCAACGUGUUCACGCAUAUUUUACAGCCGUUGAGAGACACGGCCAACGUCGAGGCCGUACAGGAGCGUGUCCAAGCGGAAGUGCAUCAUCGGAAGCGUAAAGCUUACGCGGCGACCACCAUUCUACUGCACAGCAUGCGAUUAACCGCCAUCCUGGAUUGGUGGCAAGCCGUGCGAGAUUUCCUGUUGUUGAACUCGCCAGAACCGGAUCCUAUACCCGGCGCCAUGCACAUAUCAAUUGUAAAUCAAGAGGCCGAUGUAGAUACUGCCGCAAUCGCCAUACCGUUUGAACUAAAAAUCAAUAUCACGGACUCUGAGUUGGUCAUCGUCGAAGACACCGCGAUUCUCGACACUAAUGCUGUGAUUCUUAAAACGACUGCCGUCUUGUCGUAUCGUUCGACGCCGCAAGAAGGCGAGAAGCCACUCUCCUGCAAUCUCUCACAUUGUGAAUUAUUCUCAUGCAUCCUAGGUAUGGAAAAUGAGACUGCCCUAUCGAUCAUCGAUCCGGUUGGAGCAAGCUUAGAUCUAACUCAAGACAAGUGUCUGGAAAUUCAACUGCAGCCGUUGCGCGUGAGACUGAGCUACAACGAUGUGACCAUGUUCUCCAGGAUGUUGAAGUCUCUUCCCAAACAAACUCUAUGGGCGAAGCAAAGAUCGAAUGAUGCGCUCAUCGAGAGCGGUCAGACAAUGGACAGACAGGUGCUGAAGCUGAUUACUUUAGGUUUCGCAGAAGCCGAUUGCAGACACGCAUUAGACCAAUGUGAUGGUCAGCUGGACGAUGCCGCUCUAUGGCUGACACAAAAUGCGGUGCCGACAAGUGUCGAAACGGUCGCAACGAACGACGAUUCGGUUUUUCAAGGUAUAGAAUUGCAGGUAGCCUGCAUGCGAAUCUGUAUCAUCGAUGACUGUCGCGACGCUGACGUGCCACUUCUAGAAAUCACCUUGGGAGACUUUAACUUGCGGAAAUUUAGUCAACAGCCUGGCUCAUUAUCCGCCACUAUCGGCGUGGACUAUUACAAUAGAGUAUUAAGCGGUUGGGAACCAUUCAUCGAACCUUGGCGAGCGAAUAUUGAUUGGGAACAGAUGGUUACCAGUUCGUUGGAUCCGAAGAGAUUACAUGUGUCCAUCAACUCCUACGAUUCUGUGAACGUUAAUGUCACGUUGACGUUAGUGGAACUCGUGCAACUAGUCAAACACAACUGGACGCAGGAUUAUUAUUUUUCUAAUGGAAACGCUAUCGCCGGUAAAUCAACGAUGAAGGGACAAGUGUAUCGGCGUCGAUCACCAUUUAUACCUUUUGCCUUAAAGAAUGAUACUGGCUGUCGACUUUGGUUUAAAACAUUUAUUGCCACUACGGAUGAGACGAUAGACGACAGCAAAGCGUCAUCUCAAACGAAAAACAUCCUAGACAAAGAUGACACAUGGAUAGAAGUGAUUCCGGGAAACACCACACCAUUUACGUUCGAAGUGAGAGCCAAGUUGAGACAUCACGCGACACAUAUUGUCAGAAGGCAUCAGAUUGCGGUUCUGGUCGAGGGAUGGAAGCCAGUGGAUCCUGUGACCGUCGAUCGCGUAGGCAUUUAUUUCCGAUAUGCAAAUGCCGAUAUUUCAGGAUUUCAGUUUCAGUCGAUUACAUCGAAAGCUAGACUAGUGUUUGCUGUAGAACUUGAAGGAUCCGCCAGGAAGCUAGUUACAAUUAGAUCAGCCCUUCAGGUGUCCAACAAACUAGCUCACUCGAUUGAAAUCAAAAUGGAGAAAUCAUUAAACCAACUUGGAUACUUACCGCUGUCCUCAACUAGUACUGGAAGAAUUCUGCAAGUACCGGCGCAAUCGGUGGUGUCUGUACCUUUGACGCAUACCGGGGUACAGAUGUGCUUUAAACCGCUCAUCUCGAACUAUUUAUUUCAAUAUUGUAUGGAAUCGGUGGACUGGACAAUAGUUAAGAAACCAUUAGAAGUAUCAGAAAACUUUGUCACUUGUCGGACAAAUCAGAACAACUUAUUCAGGAUGUGCGUGGCCGUAAGACGAAGUAAUUAUCCACCUGACGGUAUGCAAGUAUUACCAGCGCAUAUGAUUACAGUAAUGGCACCCAUAACGUUGACGAACUUAUUGCCAUAUGAAUUGACAUACGAGGCAGGAAUGGAAGGCGGUAGAAUUGCGCCUGGUUGCAAUGCGGAUUUGCAUUGUGCGAAUUUGAACGAGCAACUGGAAAUUAUGAUUCAAUUGGAUGGUUAUCCAGGAUACGGAGUAAUAAUACUGCCACCGAACAGCAAUUCUUUUACUGCUCGCCUCAAAUUAUUGGAUUCCGCUAGCAGAAUGCUCUAUCUACAGGCGGCUGUAGUCGUGGAAAAAGGUGCAGCUAUGCAAAUCAACAUCGCCGCUCCUUAUUGGAUUAUAAACAAGACCGGUUUACCGUUAGUGUUCCGACAAGAGGGAGUCGGCAUCGAGGCGGCUGGACAAUUCGAGGAGCACGAAAGAGCGAGGAUGGUAGCGCCGUUGCUAUUCUCGUUCAGCGAUGAGGAGGCCAGUAGAACUUUGUCAGUCAGAAUCGGAACGGAAGUUCAUCCCCAUGGAAUACCACAGUGGUCUCAGUAUUUUCAUUUGCAGCCUGGAAUUCACGUUCAUCGUUUAAGAAUUAGUCUACGCGAUGGCAGACCCGAUAUAGUUUACUUGAUUAGCGUGGCCACUCGUGCAGCAAGAGGAAGAUACCGAGCCACUACAGUGGUUACAUUAUCACCAAGAUAUCAGUUGCACAAUAAAUCAUCUUAUACGUUGGAACUGGCUCAGAAAUGUUUUACAACGACUAUCUCCCAUCCAGAUGCUCAGGCAACAUAUAUAACAACUAUGCCCGAUUGCCAUAUGCCUUUUCAUUGGCCACGACUGGAUAAAGAUUUAUUGCUCUGCGUCAGGAUCACUAACGUUUCGGAUUGUAUGUGGUCAGGCGGUAUCAGAUUGGAUGACAAUUAUUCAUUGACCGUUAACGUCAGAGAUAUAACAGGAAAAAUGCAUUUUCUACGAGUAGACGUAGUGUUGCAAGAAACCACCUUCUUCAUUGUAUUCACUGACGCCGAUACUAUGCCACCACCUAUAAGAGUAGAUAAUUUCUCGGAAGUUCCUUUGCUCGUUAAUCAGAUCGGAGUUCCCGAUAAUCUGCAAUGGACCGUGAGAUCUCAUUCAUCGGUACCAUAUGCUCUAGACGAACCAAUAAAAACUGCUGGUCUAGUACUGACAGCACCUGGAGGCGUGACAGCUUCUUACGACUUAAAUAUAUUAGGAGAGGGUAGAGGACUGACUUACGAAAAUUUUAUUUAUAUCGCGUUUACAGGCACCUUUAAAACCGAUUCUGAUCUCGGAACAGGUGAGAGUAAUUUAGAUCCAUUAGAUGUAGAAACUCAGAGAUUGGUCUUAGAAGCUGGUUCUGGUGGUUGGGUUGCUCUUCGGAGAAAACAAUAUGGUGAUAGAUCGCAGCUUUGGAGAAUGACUGGUGAUGGACAAUUACAACAUGAAGGUUCUAGCCCACCAAGAGACAAACAUUCGAAAGUUCCGGACACGAUAUUCGUUUUGGAUAUAGCAGGUACUGCACCGCAACCGUUUACCUAUUGUUCUCUCGCCCUGAGAAAGCCAGACCCCCGGCGACGUUCGACGCAGACUUGGCGGUUCACUGAUGACGGACGUCUAUGCUGCGCGCAUAAGAAUAUGUGUGUUCAAUCAAAAGAUGGCUUUAUGGGAUUAUAUGAAGGCGGCAGUGUCGCCCGUUGGCAAAUGUGGAGCGAAGCUGUACUGGGUCCUCAGACACAUAGCAAUCCACCGCCGAUUGAACAACGUGUGGGUAGACAAAAGUUGAGGCCGGGUUCAGGAUUCUUAUCGAUUAGAGUGACUACUGACGGUCCAACUCGGGUUCUACAAGUUUUGGAUAUCAAGGAAAGGAAGAAGACAUUUGCCUUACUUGAGGAACGCGAUUGGUCGCAUAUCGCCGUAAGUCAUCGGCCCACUCAGAUCGACGCUGACAUUAAAAAAAUGGAUUCUAGCGAGUUAAAUUUAGAACUAAAAUUACCAACUGGUCUUGGAUUAUCCAUUGUAUCGCAAAGACCGGUAGAAGAAUUGUUGUUUGCACGAUUCGCUGCAAUCUCCUUAGAUUUAGUGCAGACUCCAUUGAAUACCACAUUGAAUCUGAGUGUGGCUGACGUGCAAAUUGACAAUCAACUGUUUGAAGCGCAAUGCACUUCAGUUUUAUUCGUAUCACGGUCUUCCCGUAUGGAAGAUGAGUCACGACCUGCUCUUCAUUUAGCGGUGGAGAAAUUACAAUCAAAGAAUCAAAAUGCGGAGAUAUAUAAACAUGCCAUAGUGAGUGUCAAACCUCUGUGCGUACACUUAGAAGAGAAAUUUAUCUUGAAACUGGCAGCAUUUCUCGGAAUUGGCAAGUCGGAGUUGGAAGUACCCGUUGAUGAGAAUGAUUUCAAGGCACAAAGAUUUAUUUCCGAAGUAUCUGCUGCACAUGCUAAAAGAUAUUACUUUGGCGCUCUGAAACUCGUUCCUAAUCAAGUAAAACUCAGCGUUCUUACUACAAUGAAAUUGUCACAUCAUUUACAGGCUGUAAAGCGAAAAUUGGGAUUGACUCUAAUUAAUUUUGAGAAUGCCACAAUCGAGUUGGAACCAUUUGUUAAGAAACAUCCUUUUGAAAGCAGCCAAUUCUUAAUACAUUCCAUCAUAAAGCACUAUAAAGAUGAAUUGAAAUGGCAAGCUGCAGUAAUUCUAGGUUCUGUGGAUUUCUUAGGAAAUCCUCUUGGAUUCAUGAAUGAUGUCACGGAAGGUGUUUCUGGUCUUAUCUACGAAGGCAGCGUGAAAAGUCUAGUGAAAAAUGUUACACACGGUAUUUCGAAUUCGGCAGCAAAAGUGACAGAAUCUCUGUCAGACGGUUUAGGAAGAGUUAUUAUGGACGAAAGGCAUGAAGAAGCCAGGCAGAGAAUCCGAGCUAACACGACAGGUAGCAGCGAUCACUUGGUAGCUGGGUUAAAGGGUUUCGGUUUUGGUCUUCUUGGUGGUGUCACCAGCAUAUUCAAACAGACAUACGACGGUGCAACCAACGAAGGUUUUCCAGGAUUUUUCGCUGGUUUUGGAAGAGGAGUAGUAGGUACGAUAACGAAACCUGUUGUUGGUGUCCUAGAUCUGGCAACGGAGGCAGCUAGUGCUGUACGAGAGACAAGUAGAAGCGCUCAUCGUGCAAUACCAAAGCGCGAUCGACCGCCGCGUGUCGUCAGCGGUUCUACCGGAUUACUACCACCAUACAAUCGUCAGCAGGCUGAGGGUCAGGAGUUCCUGUACAGCAUUAAUAAUCGCGACUAUUCUGAACUUUUUGUCGCCUAUGAGUGUUUGUGCAGUGGCUCGGAAAAUCUUAAAGUAUUAGUGUCCAAUGAGAGAGUACGCGUUAUCUCUGGUGGCACGAAAGCGGUAGUAACUCAAGUCAGUCUGGCAGAUCUCCUGCGUUGCCAGCCGAUGCAGAAGGUCCAAAGCAACAAUGUCAUUUUGCACUACAUAGAAUUGAUAUCCAGAUUCGAUUCAUCGGCCGCGGUCAAUCUAGACGGAUUAGCCGAAUUGUUGAGACGGCCGAAGGUACGCUGCGAUAACGAAGAGGUAGCAAAGCGAGUGUCGCAACAAAUCAAUUAUGCCAAAGGUAUGCACGAAGAACGAAAUUUGACGUUGUCAUCGUCGGAUAACAUGCUAGACGACGUACAACAUUACAAGUAAUCAACUGUGCGACUAGAAUUCGAUCUUAUUUCUGGACGCGUUUCCUGAACGUAUUCUCUUCUAGUCAAAUUUUUAACUUUAUCUCGUAGAAUGCACGAGAAUCGGUAAUGCCUUAGUUACGACGCUUAAUAUUAAGUUUACUAAGAAGACUGAUAUGGAUUAUCGUAAAAGUAACUUUGCUCGUCAAUGUACGAGACAUAAAUCGUUCGAACGUAAUCGAAUUUUAAUUUUGCGUCUUGCAACUGUGGCUUAGGUAGCACAGAAACUUUUGAUACGGAUUAAUAAUGUAAAAACGUAAAGUAGUCAUAGAGUCGAGAGAUUUUUUUAAUGAUGUACAUAUUGCAUGUACAUAUGCUAAUUCUAUGCGAUGCAGGAUGAUCCAGAAUCACUGUUCUCUCGCUGAGACUGUCUUUGCACCGAUCUUUGGUGAAAGAUGGGACAUUUUUUAUCUCUGUUUUAUUUAAUAAAUAGUCUGUUCUUUCCCUUUUUCUUUCUAUGUUGGAGAGAAAAAAAGAAAAGAUAAACCAUGCAAGUUUGUGAGCUAAAAAGAACAGAUCUCAAAAGUACGUAUUGUCAUCAAAGUUACGUAUUUUAUUAUGUUUCAAGAAUUUUAACUGCUUGUAACUCAAGGUUGAUUUUUCUCUACAAUUUUGAUUUGACAUUUAUAACUAGAAACACGUGGUGAUUUUGGAACACGCUGUAUUUUUGUACAUACGUGUAACAAAGUUUAUCUUAUCAUGAAUUACUUAUUCACAAAGGGAUGACCUACUUAAUGCAAUACUUAGAAAUAAUCGAACCAAAGCUCUUAGCAUACAUGUACUGAGUACAAAUAUGUAGUAUAUGUUUAUUUUUACACACAUCACACACACACACGCGCGCGUUUUCAGUAGCACAUUGUUUUCAUGUAGCCACUCACACGUUUUGUUUUGUAAUGCCUUAAAUGGGCUACUUUGUACAGAACUCUUGUGUAUAUGUACGAAUAUGGCAUAUAAACUGUACAUAUAGAUUAUAAGUCAGCUCUAUUUAAAUACUUUUGUAAAGCUGGCGUACGAGAUGCGUGGAUAAUAUACGUUUGUAAUAUAUAUUAUGUUGAUACUUGCUAAGAUUAAUAAAUGUUACAAGUAUAACAGAA
This is a messenger RNA of Monomorium pharaonis (pharaoh ant), 13752 nucleotides long. RefSeq names its product vacuolar protein sorting-associated protein 13D (gene Vps13D). Gene Ontology annotation, biological process: protein retention in Golgi apparatus; protein targeting to vacuole; mitochondrion organization. Lineage: Eukaryota; Metazoa; Arthropoda; Insecta; Hymenoptera; Formicidae. Gene Ontology annotation, cellular component: extrinsic component of membrane. The coding region runs from base 528 to 12620 and encodes 4030 amino acids. The record is from RefSeq and is a predicted model, not a curated record. The transcript has 25 exons. Gene Ontology annotation, molecular function: protein binding.